This is a messenger RNA of Trichomonas vaginalis G3, 2076 nucleotides long. RefSeq lists its product as uncharacterized. The transcript has a single exon. The record is from RefSeq and is a predicted model, not a curated record. Bases 1 to 2076 code for a protein of 691 amino acids. Lineage: Eukaryota; Parabasalia; Trichomonadida; Trichomonadidae.
AUGCUGAUUUUUGUUCUUUUUGUAAAUUGCAAUUGCAUUUCAUGUUGUUUCUAUUUAACAAGCGAAAAUCUUUGCCGAGAAGGUUAUGCAAAGGUUCAGAUUCACAAAUUUGAUAAAUGGGAUAAUUUCACAAGAGAUAUUGCAGAAGCUGAAAAUGUUAAUUUCGAUUUUGCCGAUUCGUUUGACAAGGAUCAUCCAUUUUUUGAGUCGCUUAGACUUAAAUUCGGUUGCACUUUUGCUAUCACGGGAUUAAAUAAUCACACAAAAAUAAAAUUCGAUGCAUUAUCAUCAUUCUUCUUUGCGUAUGAUAUCUCAUUAACAAAUAUUAUAAUCAUUAUGAAUAAACCCGAACUCUCAGCAAAUGUAAUCCGUUUAACAAAAACAAAAUUUAUACCAGAAACAGGGAUCUCCAUUUCAGUUGAGACACUUUCAUCUGAUUCCGAAUCAUUGACAUCAAUAGCGAUACUUCAAGCUACAAAUUUUGAAAUAUUUUAUAAAUCAAUGUUAAAUAAUAAUAAAAUCAAGAUUGAACCUAGUUCAAAAUCAUCAUUUGUUGAUAUUCACAUAAUGGAUGUUACUGGUGAUAUAAGUUUUGGUACUCAAUUUCAAGGUUUUUUAAUUACCUUCGAAAAUGGAAAGGAAUUACAAUUAAAUGCUUUCCAAUGCCACGUGAACAUGAAAUUUGACAUGAUUACACCAAAUGCUACCCUUAAAUUAUGGCAAUAUUUUAUUUCUCAAGCAUUUUUUGACUCAUAUGUCAGUUUCUUUUUAAAUGAACCAACAAACAUAAUUGCUGAUUAUUUCCCUUCAAAUACUUUCGAUAGAAACGCAACAAACACACAGCAUGUCCAAUAUUAUGUAUAUGCAUACAAUGAUAUUAAUUUUGUUUCCAAGUCUAUUGCAAGUUUAAUCGUCUUUGACUUGACCGAUUCAAAUGCAAACUUGACUUUUCUUCAUGGAGGUUUCUUGCAAAAAUUGAUAUCUGUAAAUUCAAAUAUUAUAAUCAACGAUGCUAGUUCUAGUAAUCACAUUUUAAUUGUUGUUUCAGAGAUGAUAAAUUCAACAUUAAAUUCAAGCCAGAAUUUAAUUGAUUUCGUUGAAAAAUGCAAAUUUACUAAUUCAAAAUUUCACGGUAGCUACAAAUUCAGAAAGAGUAUACAAUUUUCUGGAAGCAAUUUUUAUAUAGAAAAUGCCAUACUUAAUAAAAGCGAGCCAAUUAUUUUUGUAGAUUCCACAUCAAACAAAACAUUGCAAAUAGAUAAUUUCGUCGGUGGGGCAGAGAAUCUUAAUUUUGCAAUUCAAUCAAGCUCAGAUUAUUAUUCAAAUAUUAUUUGCAGCAAACAAAAGGAUUUCAUUAAAUACAAGACUAUUAAUUUCACAGAUUCAGACUCAAUUAAAGUUUAUGAUAUUAUAUACCAUGAAGCAGAUCAAGAAGGAAAUUACUGCAUUGAUUUGAAUAGAACAGAUAAAAAUAAAUAUAAGGAGAAUCUGAAAAUAUGCAUUCCGACAAACAAAGAUAGCUGUCCAGAAGGUUACCAAAGAAAACCAAAGUUUGCAGACUCAUUUGCUAAUAUAUCAUCAACAGUUAAUAUUAUUAUUUUAACAAAUAAAACAGACACUCUUGAUCUUUCAGCAUGCCAUAAAGACGUAUCAAUUAAAUGGUUAUAUUCCAAUAUAAGUCAACUUAACCUAACUAUUAUUGGAACAUAUUUCCAAACACUGACUCUUAUUGGAAUCAAUACUCACUUUAAUAAUGAAAUUUACUGUGAAACAGUAAUCCUGCAGAACUCUAAUAUUACUUCUGAUUAUAUCUUAAACACUAAAGAUCUUCAUUUCGAUCAAUUGUCUUCAUUCACGAACAGCAACUAUUCUACGAACAAUUUUACAUUGCUCAAUUAUAACCCAAAGGAAAUUCGAUUUUAUGAUGAUUUCAUACAAAUUGAUCAUAUGCGUUUUCGAAACGAUCAUAUAAUAUUACAAUCGAUAAUGAUUUACAAUGGAACACAGAAAUUAAUCUUAGUUCCCAAUCUCCAGGAAAAUUGUAUCUUAAAAACACAAAUCCUCGAUCGAUUUUAA